Molecule: messenger RNA, 310 nt
Organism: Dentiscutata heterogama
Lineage: Eukaryota; Fungi; Glomeromycota; Glomeromycetes; Diversisporales; Gigasporaceae
Source: the annotation of a GenBank genome assembly
GUUUCAAAUGUGAUUUGGGUGAAAAAUAUUGUAAGAAGUUAUCAAGACCAGACCUGGGUUCAUCGAUAGUAACUAUAACAACUUUUAACAAUGAGCACAAUCACGAAAUUUUUGCUAAAACUUUAAAGUUUGCUAUUGCUUACAAAACUUUUUCACAAAAAAUCAUGGACCUAAUCGAGUUUUAUGUUAUACAUGGACAAUAUCUAGAAAAUGCUAUUCAAAAAAUCAAGUGUGAAAAAGGAUUACAUUUAAGUGAUGCUGCAUCCUUAUUAGCCAAGCUUUUUGAACUUCAAUCAAGUAAUUCUGCAUG